Molecule: messenger RNA, 1876 nt
Organism: Klebsormidium nitens
Lineage: Eukaryota; Viridiplantae; Streptophyta; Klebsormidiophyceae; Klebsormidiales; Klebsormidiaceae
Source: the annotation of a GenBank genome assembly
GUCAGACUCAGAGGGAUUCAGGGAGUCCGAGGGGCAGAUGUUCUGAAUUGUUGUUCGAAAGCAGAAGCUGAAUGCCCGCAAGCCGAACUGUGAAGAAUGCAGCAAGAAGCUUGAAGGCGAAAAGGAGGAAAGAUUAUUGAGGGUUCAGCAGGUAGGAGAGAAGAGGGCAAAAAGCAGUGAGGAGUGGUAGUGACAACAGACGCCUUAUUAUGCAUCUGUAGGACCUUCACGAAAGGAAGCAGUCAAAGUGAGAGUACCACUUGUUCCUGGAAAGCAGCAUCCUGCAUUGUCCAAGCAUGGCCGCGACAAUGCAUGCGUGCAGAUGCUCGCUGCAAACGGGAGCAAGCCUUGGCCUAACUUCGCAGCGCACAACAAGGCACCAGGAAAGUUUUGCCGCCCUGCCGAAGCCUGUUAAAUCAGAGGCGGUUGGCCGGAGUGCCUUCUUGGGGGCUCCCGCUGCUAAGCAUGGCCAGUUUAGGAAUGAUAUGGCAGUGCCUCAACAAGCACGAGUGGGAAAAGUGAGCGACGCUAGGAAAGUUCAAUGCGCAGCCGCUUCCACUGCUGCUGUCAUGUCCGGCACUCCGGUCAGAAACACGAGCAUCCUAGUUGUUGGUGCCACCGGCACCUUGGGGCGGCAGAUUGUUCGGAGGGCGCUCGACGAGGGCUACGAUGUCAGGUGCCUUGUGCGGCCCAGGCCGGUGUCUGCAGAGUUCCUCAGGGAGUGGGGGGCAACGACGGUGCAGGGCGACCUUACAAAGCCCGAGAGCCUGCCGGCGGCCCUGGUCGGUAUCCACACCGUCAUUGAUUGCGCAACGGGGCGGCCAGAGGAGCCUAUCAGAAAGGUGGACUGGGAUGGCAAGGUCGCCCUGAUCCAGUGCGCCAAGGCGUUGGGCAUCCAGCGGUACGUGUUCUUCUCCAUCCACAACUGCGACAAGCACCCCGAGGUGCCGCUCAUGGAGAUCAAGCGCUGCACCGAGGCCUACCUCGCGGACUCGGGCCUCGACUACACCGUCCUCCGCCUCUGCGGUUUCAUGCAGGGCCUGAUCAGCCAGUAUGCCGUGCCAGUUCUCGAGGAGAAGGCUGUGUGGGGCACAGACGCUCCUACUAGAAUUGCGUACACAGACGCUCAGGAUGUUGCCAAGUGGACGCUCGCUGCGCUUCGAUCCGAGAAGUUCGAGAAGCAGGUUGCCACGCUAGCAGGGCCCCGCGCCUUCACCACCCAGGAGAUCAUUGCGCUGUGCGAGCGGUUCGCCGGGCAGGAUGCGAAGGUGACAACGGUGCCGCUGGGGAUCCUGCGGGUGACGCGCGCGAUCACGCGCCUCUUCCAGUGGACCACCGACGCGGCGGACCGGCUUGCCUUCUCAGAGGUAUUGACGAGUGAUACCGUCUUCUCGGCCCCGAUGACCGAGACAUUCAAGGCCCUAGGAGUCGACCCACUCGAGACGACCACUCUAGAAAAGUAUCUCCAAGAGUACUACGGUCAGAUCUUGAAAAAGUUGAAGGACUUGAAAGCAGGUAGUAGACAAGGUGACUUCUAUAUCUAACAUUCCAGCGUCACAUCUUGGUAGGGCCAGUAGAGACUGGAUCUUUGCGUUCUUGCAGCGAGUGUUUGCGGGCUGUGUGGCCCAAGGUGAUUGGAAAGUGAGGUUGAGUAAUUUCAGUGUAUCAAAACACUGCGUUGAAGUCCUGUUGACAGGAUCUUACAGCUGCUUUCGUGGACGGUUGUAUUUUCUUGCGAGCUGAUAUAGCUCAGCCUCCAUCAGCGAGCGGAUGCUUCUCAGACAUGCCGUCCGUGCUAUAAGCUGUAACUCGCACGAAAAUCUCGUAUUGGCGAUAUACCCUAAGUUCAGCGCUGUAUUGUACAUUGAUGUCAGAG